Messenger RNA from Acanthisitta chloris (rifleman), 1109 nucleotides. RefSeq names its product probable E3 ubiquitin-protein ligase HERC3. The annotation marks the transcript as partial. Lineage: Eukaryota; Metazoa; Chordata; Aves; Passeriformes; Acanthisittidae. The transcript is spliced from 9 exons. The record is from RefSeq and is a predicted model, not a curated record.
AGCAAAUCGGAGCCCUGGCCGGGCAGCACAUUGUGCAUGUGGCCUGUGGUGAGUCUCACAGCGUGGCUCUCAGUGACCAGGGCCAACUCUUCUCCUGGGGUGCUGGCAGUGAUGGACAGUUGGGCCUCACCACUACAGAAGAUGCAGUGACGGUACCAAGGUUGAUAAAGAAAUUGAACCAACAGACGAUACUGCAGGUUUCCUGUGGAAAUUGGCAUUGCCUGGCUUUGGCAGCAGAUGGCCAGUUCUUCACAUGGGGGCAGAACAGCUAUGGUCAGCUGGGCUUGGGCAAAGAAUGUCCCUCCCAAGCCAGUCCACAACGUGUCAAGUCUCUUGAUGGGAUCCCUCUGGCUCAGGUUGCUGCAGGUGGAGCCCACAGUUUUGCCCUUUCUCUCUCAGGAGCUGUGUUUGGCUGGGGCAAGAACAGCUCAGGACAGCUGGGACUAAGUGAUGAACGAGACAGAGAAUCCCCUUGUCAUGUGAAGCUGUUGCGGUCUCAGAAGGUUGUUUACAUCAGCUGUGGAGAGGAGCACACAGCAGUUUUGACAAAGAGUGGAGGGGUGUUCACGUUCGGUGCAGGUUCCUGUGGGCAACUGGGACACGACUCCAUGAAUGAUGAAGUGAACCCCCGAAGAGUUCUUGAGCUAAUGGGCAGUGAAGUAUCCCAGAUUGCCUGUGGCAGACAUCACACUUUAGCCUUUGUGCCUUCUUCAGGAAUGAUCUAUGCAUUUGGCUGUGGAACACGAGGACAACUGGGAACAGGGCACACUUGCAAUGUUAAGUGUCCCUCUCCCGUCAAGGGUCACUGGGCAGCUCACAAUGGGCAACUAUCAGGGAAACCUGAUGCCUGUAAAUAUCACAUUGUUAAACAUAUCUUCUCUGGAGGAGACCAAACAUUUGUGCUUUGCUCCAAAUAUGAGAAUUCCUUGCCUGCUGAUGAUUUCCGGACCAUAAAUGAAACACGUUACACCUGUUUAAUAAAUGAUGAAACUAUAGAUGUCUGGAGGCAAAAGCUUUUAGAAAAGAACAGUUCUAAUUCUGUCAAUAAUGUUGUUCAGAUACUGUCCUCAGCUGCCUGCUGGAAUGGAAGCUUCUUGGAGAAGAAGUAA